AUGGAGACAGAGGUCAAUAAGCUGGACCUGAUGUUGCAGAAAACUGGCUCUGAUCUAGAUUACAUUCAAUACUGGCUGGAAUAUGAAAUCAAGUCUAAUCAUCCUGAUUCCAUAGGUGAAAAACAAUCCAAUUAUUCAAAGGAAUUGUCAGCAAUAAAGUUUCAAUAUCAGACUUUGCAUGCACACUUUAAACCAGUUGCAGUUGAGCAGAAAGAGACUAAAGGCUACAUUUAUGCUACUGUGAAAAAGACUAUGAUGGUGAUACAAGAACUCCAAAAGCACACAGACCUGGAGCUGUCACCACUGACUGAAGAAAAGACAAGUGUGGCAGAGCAAUUACAAUCUCCUAUACCACACUUGUGA
Molecule: messenger RNA, 363 nt
Organism: Choloepus didactylus (southern two-toed sloth)
Lineage: Eukaryota; Metazoa; Chordata; Mammalia; Pilosa; Megalonychidae
Product: spindle and kinetochore-associated protein 2-like
Exons: 1
Coding region: 1-363 (120 amino acids)
Biological process (GO): mitotic cell cycle; chromosome segregation; cell division
Cellular component (GO): spindle microtubule; outer kinetochore
Molecular function (GO): microtubule binding
Source: RefSeq, a predicted model, not a curated record